GGGCAGGUUUCAUGUUGUUGAAGCUUGGAAGAAACAACGACUUGAAUGGUUGGAGUUUUUUCAGCCUGGAAAGGUUGUUGGUCCCACCCUGCGCGAAGCUUUGGGCUUGCAGCAUGGAGACUCAGGUCAUCAGUGUGCAUGGCUACGUAACAUGUCACAUUGGGGCUAUCCUGUAGGAUGGAUAAGUGAUACCGAUCCAAGGGAUGUCGUUCGCCGAAGGAUUCUGGGAGAUUUCCGCACUCUAGAACACGACAAUGCUCUUGAGGAUGCCGAUGACUCUUUCCUCAUAAUUAUUGAUGAAGGGGACAGCGAGGUGAUCGACCUAAGUCUUGCAACGUCUUUCCACCCCAAAUCAGACAGGGGCGAAACCCCAGUUACCGAUGACACAUUGUCUACCAAUUCUGACUUCGAAUCUCGCUCAUCGACACCCCGUAGGUGGGCAAUAUACCCAGAGACGUAUUUCUCAUCGCACCACCUUACUGUCUAUAAUGGAAUGACAUUGGGGUCAUCGACCGUCGCGACUUCUUAUUCCGGUAAUACCUUUACUGCAGAAAGAAGAGCUCUUUGGGAGCAAAUUGUAUCCGGGACCCACACUGCGAAAGUACUUGUUCCCCCCUGGAGAUUGCCUGGGGCAUUUUCUUCGCUGCAAUCGCACAAUGAGAACCAACCACCUCCACCUCCACCCCGUUCCUCUCCCCCUCCACUGCCACCUUCUCCACCUCCAUUUCCGACACCUUCUCCACCGCCUGCACGUCCUAAAUACUUUUCACUCGCCACCGUCGCAGAGGAUGACUCAGAUAACAGCGACAUGGACAUGGAUCUUUCAGAUGACGAAUCCCUCGUACUUCACAAAUCAUAGGAGUAUCAUAUGAGUCAAUAAACUCCGCGAUGCUGCUCGUACCUCAUGAUAUGAAUUUGUCUUGCGUGACGAGAAUAUGACGAAUGCUAAGGGACGUUAGGAGUGUCGGGGAUCAACUUGUGAACCAAAUCCACCAUGUCCCGCACACUAUGC
This is a messenger RNA of Suillus clintonianus, 1012 nucleotides long. RefSeq lists its product as uncharacterized. Bases 152 to 859 code for a protein of 235 amino acids. The record is from RefSeq and is a predicted model, not a curated record. The transcript has a single exon. Lineage: Eukaryota; Fungi; Basidiomycota; Agaricomycetes; Boletales; Suillaceae.